GCAGAAGAGGCAGCAAUGAGCUUGUUGGGCGUGUCUUCGGCCGGGUUACAGCAGUUCAAGGACUCCCUUGUCGCGCAGUUCCCAGACACGGCUGGCAAAAUGACCACCCACGAUGCCUGCAAGAACUUUGUCAUGCCUAAGACCAAGGAGCAGUGCUGCGCCUACGUGGAGCGGAUGGACCCCAACCAUGUGGCCAAAGCAACCGUGUUUGUCUCCCACGCUUGGCGAUACAAGAUCGUCGACGUCCUCGACACUUUACUCGACUAUGCCAAGGAAGAACACCAAAAGGGCAACCCAGAGCCUUGGUUCUGGUUCGAUCUCUUCACCAACAACCAAAACAUCGCCGCCAACCUCCCACAAGACUGGUGGAGCACGACGUUUAUGAAGUCAAUCAAAGCGAUUGGCCGCGUGCUGUUGGUGUUGACACCGUGGCACGACCCCGUGCCGCUCACACGCGCAUGGUGCCUGUGGGAGAUCUUCUGCAGUGCGAGCCAGGAGGGGGUGGAGCUGGCCAUUCGGCUGCCCAGUGCGCAGCGCAACGCAUUGCGACACGCGCUCCUUAACGAACACAACGCCAUCACCGCAGCCAUGGUGCGUGUCCAAGCUGAACGGGCCCAGGCCUGGGACCAAAAGGACAAGAACAUGAUCUUCCGUGCCAUCAAGAACACAGUGGGCUUCCCGCACCUCAACAGGAUGGUGAAGGACCGCAUGCGACAGUGGUGUUUGGAGCAGGUGAUGCAGUUUGUACACGAUGUCGAACAGGCCAUGCACAACCCCAGUGACAGCAACACCACCACCGACACGACCACACCGACCACCAGCAACGACAGCAGCACACCCACUGCCAGGGGCCUCACGCGUCUGCUCGGCGACCUAUGCUUUCGGGCAAGCCAGGUGAUGUGCACCUUUGGCGAGAACGACAAGGCCAUCGACCUGUGUGAGAAGAGCCUGGCUGCCACGCGUGCGCACUACGGUGACACACACCCGAACGUCGCUUCGUGUUAUUCGCAGCUGGGAGCUGUACUGCAUCGCGUAGGCAAGAUCGAGCGAGCCCUUGAGUGCUGUCAGCGCAGCACGCACAUGUAUGAGGAGACCAACACCGACAACAGCCUCUCAGCAGCCAACGCCUACUCCACGCUCGGCGACACGUACCAGCGGCUCAACGACCUGGACAAGGCCUUGGACGCGUACAAGCGCUCGUUGCAGAUCAAGGUGGACGCGGCGGGCCCACGCCACGCGUCCACCGCGCUCGCAUACAACUCGCUCGGGCAGGUGUACAAGGCCAAGGGCGACGGGGACGAGGCGAUUGCGCACUUUGAGAAGGCGUUGGAGAUCAGGCUGGCCACCGUGGGGAAGAACCACCCGGAAACAGCCAUCACCUACAACGACAUUGCAAACGCGUAUUCUGCCAAGGGCGACCGAGAGCGCGCCAUCGAUUACUUGCACAGGAGCUUGGAGAUCAAGGUGUGCACGCUUGGGGAGAAGCAUGCCGAGACAGCUGCCACAUACAACAACAUCGCCAUUGCGUACAGCAAGAUGGGCGAACACGACAAGGCGGUGACAAACGCCCGCAAGACGGUUGAGAUUUGCAUGGCUGCAGUUGGUCCAAAACACCCGCACACACAGCUGGCUUUGAAGACGCAGAAGUGGGUGCAAGACAGGAAGCACCAACAACAAGAACAACAAGAACUACAACCACCACCGCCGCCUCCGCCGCCUCCGCCGCCUCCACCACAAUAGGCUUGUUGUGUGUGUGUGUGUGUGUGUGU
Salpingoeca rosetta is the source of this 1769-nucleotide messenger RNA. RefSeq lists its product as uncharacterized. Lineage: Eukaryota; Choanoflagellata; Craspedida; Salpingoecidae. Gene Ontology annotation, molecular function: protein binding. The record is from RefSeq and is a predicted model, not a curated record. The transcript has 2 exons. The coding region runs from base 16 to 1740 and encodes 574 amino acids.